Aethalodelphis obliquidens (Pacific white-sided dolphin) is the source of this 1955-nucleotide messenger RNA. RefSeq lists its product as uncharacterized. The transcript is spliced from 4 exons. NCBI's taxonomy places the organism in Eukaryota, Metazoa, Chordata, Mammalia, Artiodactyla, Delphinidae. The record is from RefSeq and is a predicted model, not a curated record. Bases 1 to 684 code for a protein of 227 amino acids.
AUGCGUCCGUCCGGCUCGGGGAGCCGCCCGAGGCUGGUCCCGGGGGCCCCGGGGCGCGCGGGGCGGGCGGCGCCUUCGGGAGGAGGCCGGUGGGGCGCGCGAGGAGCCAUCGCGGACUUAAUAAGGGCGGCUGCGCUGCUGCGCGUGCGCCCGGCGGCGCGGGGCGGGGAGGCGUCCCGCAGGAGCGCGCGGGCCGCCGCCCCCGCCCCUGCGGGCUCCGACCGGGAAGCCCCUGGUUGGGCGGCGGGCGGACGCUGGCCCAGGCGCCCGCUCCGCGCGCGGGGACGCGAGCUGCCCCGGAAGCCCGCGCGGCGGCCUGGGGUGGGCAGGGCGCGCCCCUGGGCCGUCGGCGUCUUAGAAGAAAUAAGCAGAAGCCGUGCAAGGAACUUACCGAAAUCCUUAAACAGAGGGGGCUCUUCUCCCUCUCUCCUUCCUCUGGCACAACAUGAGCGUGGUGGCCGGAGCUUGAAUAGCCCUCUUGAACUACGAAGUGGAAGCCACGUGCUAAGGACGACAGAGCAAAAAGCAGCAGCCUGGUUUUCUGGCACCGUGGACAGGCAUGUCAGCCCAGGAGAGCCUACCGCCGGAUUUCCACACGUGAGAGAACGUACUCUGCUAUUUUGCUCUACUGAUGGGAAAGAGAAGACGGAGAACUCACACCUGCCCAUAACGGUUCCGGACUGAAAGAGUCAUGUGUCCUCCCCCCAGAGUCCUCGGCCAGCACUGUUUCUGUAGCCCCAUCCCAGCUGCAGGGGAACACAGGUACUUACAACACUGUCUCACAACAAGCAACUUACAAGGAAGCUACUUGAUUUAAAGCCAGGAUUCUUAAUAUCAAGUCCAUGGAAUGGCUUUAAGGGGUCUGAGAGUCCCAUUAGAUUUUACACAAAAAUCUGGACUUGUGUUGUGAUGUUUAUUUUCCUAGGAAGAGGAUCCAUCUCUUUCUUUGGUCUCAAAGGGGUGCUCAAAAAAAAGUAAAGAAUUACUGAUUUAAGGCAAUAGGUAAGGGGAGAAAACUGUGGAAUUGGCUGCUAUCCUUCCUUUUAAAUUUAAUACUGCCUACAGUUUACUGCCUACUUAGGGUAGAAGACACAUGGACAGUAGAGGUUCCACGCACAGUGGAUGGCUAGUUGUUACACCAGGCAUUUUUCAUAUGCUACCUUUAAUCUUCACAUUCACCUCGAAGGCAGAUAUUCUCAUCCCCUUUGUGCAAAUAGGGAAACUGAAGCUGAGCGGGGCCCUGUGAGGUUCCCAGGCACCGACACCCUAUGCCCCCCGUUUCUUGUAGGCAAGACUCCAGCCUCCCUGACCUCCCCUGAGUUCCAAAGGGCAGAUUAUGGAACAGUUGCUAAUCAGGGGGGAGCAGCCAGGGAACCACCUGAGGCAAGACUGAAGGGGCCAGAGAAGCUCGUCCACCUGAGAUGAGGUCAAGGGAGCGCAUGCCCUGCACACUUCCCACCCUGAGUCAUGGUUACAAAGACCCUCAUCAAAUCCUGGCAAAGUAAUACAGCUGUCCUUUUCUGCUUCACCCCAAACCCUGUCUCCGAGAUUUGAUCCUGCACCCGUGUGCAGAGAGGCUGAGCUUUCAGGAGCAAAACUAAGAAGCACAAAGAUCACAUAACAUGCCUCAGAUCACACAGCUAGUAAAUGCAAGGCAUGUGUGUGAACCCAGGACUGUUUAGCUUCAAAGUCCUCAUAUCACUCUGGGCCAUUUAGGUGUUUAUUAUCCAUUGUGAAUGAGAUGUAAAAGACAAUAUGGCCUGAACGUAUUCAGAACUUUAUUUUCCUGCAAACUGAACAAACCAGACAAAAUACCAGUCUUUAGCAGAAAUGUCAUAGAAAUUUCUGUGGUUGAAUGACAAGACUCCAACAUUGAUGAAGAUCUGUUGUGUACACAACUGACUACAGAUAGAGAAAGGCCAAAUAGCAAAGAAGAAAAGUGAAAGAAUUUCUAC